Molecule: messenger RNA, 4428 nt
Organism: Prorocentrum cordatum
Lineage: Eukaryota; Dinophyceae; Prorocentrales; Prorocentraceae
Source: the annotation of a GenBank genome assembly
CACGGUUCUCCUCCUUUCAGGAGGGGAAAACACAGACACAAUGAAUCGUCGACUCCCAGGAGAACAUGGGAAGUUAAAGGGAAGUGGGGGGGGAAGACGAAAAUCGAAAAAUAUGGAAACAGAGGGAAUCCUGGGAUCUUUGUGUAUCCAUCUUUGUGUGUCCUUGGCCCCGAGGUGGUGGACGCGGGGCCAGACGGCGAGGGCUCCUGAGACGGACCCGCGGCCGCGCCUCGGCCUGCCUCGCGCCGCGCUGCCGAAGCCGCACAGCCCGGCCCAUCCUCCCCAGACCUCUGCGUCUUCGAGCAAACGCGCUCUUGCCCACCCUCCGCAGACCACUUCGUCUCCGAGCGCAGAGAUUCGAGCUCUGAGGCUUUCGAGCGCUUUCUCGUUGGCUCCCGGCGGCGCUCCGGCCUCGGAGCCCCUCCCGUGCGGCAUGCGCCAUCUCCGGGAGCGCUCUAUACGGAGGUUCCUGCGGGUCCUCCCGAGCAGCCGCCGGAGACCUGGGGAACCCGCUCCGGAGAGGAGCAACGAAGCCAACGAGUACGUGGAGAUUUCGGGGAACGGACCGCUCCGCUCUGGAGGGCCAGGGGGCGAGGGCCACGACCGCAGGGCCCUCGCUCGGCCACAGACUGGUAGGGCCCUGCGGGUGCGCACCGUGGUCUCGCCCUGCGCGGUCUUAGGCGUGGAGCAAAACGCAGAGGUCCGCAGCAUAAAGAAGGCGUACUACAACAUGGCCCGCGACUGCCACCCGGACAAGUUCCCGGGAGACGAGGCCAUGCGAGCGCGCUUCCAGGAGGUCGCCGAGGCCUACCAGACGCUGGCGGACCCCGUGCGCCGGCAGCAGUACGACCUAGGACCGGAGACGGGGCCUCGCGGCGCUGGCCUACCUGAAGACCAACGCCACCCGGCUCUUCGGGCCCCCGCCGUGGCGCGUGAUGAUCGGGAGAACAGGACACCACUGGAUGUGGGAGCCGGACCAGCGCGAGUACACGAUCAGCAUCAUCGCGGGUGCCAUCCCAAAUGGGAUCGCUGGCGUGACUGUCCAGGUAGUGUGCGACGCGAUCGAGGAGGCCCGGAGACGGGGGAGAGGGGAGCUGGUGGGAUCGUCCAGUCGGAGCAGGCCAAGGACACGGUCGCGGAGAUAGAGGAGUUCGGGCUCGCCGUCAAGGCCGGGCCCAUAGAGGACGAGCGGGAGGGCGAGCAGGAGUCCCCGCUGCAGUACUUCAGGCGCAUCCAGCGCGAGCUGGGCAUGGCCGCCGAGUCGCUCCGAUCGGCCGCGAUCGAGGUACCUUUAGAUUUCACUGCGCAGAAGAAUCCGGAUGAAGACUUGGACAAGUGGAUCGAGACGGCGCGGGCCGGGCCCCGCUCGCCCCGCGCGGAGCAUGGCGCCCGGGCCGCCCCGACGGACAGCGGGCGGGGCGCGGAUCGCAGCGGCGGGGCCGGCGCCGGAGCCGCGGUGGCGGCGGCCGAGCCGUCGGCAGACGGCGCCCGCGUGGCGCCGCGGGAGGAAGACAACGGGAGGCAGGAGGCGCUCGUCGCUGCUGGCCGCUUGCAGGGCUCCUCCGAGAGCUCCAACGACACCGGCGGCAGCGUCGGCUCGCUGAGGUCUUUUGGGUCUUUGGGGAGCGAUUUCCUCGUCGGCACGCCCGGCAAGUGGAUCGGCACCGAGGCGCAGAACAGAAGAUUGGAGAGCGGCUCCGUGGUCUUGCAGAGGCUGAGGCAGUUGCAGGAGAGCUACAGGGACAAGGACAAGGAGGUGCCGUGGAUCAAGACGACCCAGGCGGACCUCUUCUUCGGCGUCCUGAUACUCGCGUACGCCAUCCUCACAGGCGUCGACGUGCAGAUCCAGGUGGUGCCUUAUCACGUCUCCGCUGGCCUGGCGGUGUUCCUGGAGGUGUUUCAGGGUCUCUUCGUGCUGGCCUUCAUAGUCGAAUUGGCGCUGCGCAUCAGGGUGGACUCAUGGCGAUACUGCAUCACCAAGAUUGGUGCGUUUGACACGAUCAUCGUGUUCUUGGGCGCCCUGGAGGUGAUCUUCAAGGCCACCGGGAUUGAUUCGAUCGUGGCGACCGCGAUCCCGAUGCGGCUGUUUCGGCUCCUGCGGCUUGUGCGCAUCAUUCGCGCCAUCUCCGUCUGCAGGGAGCUCAAGCUGCUGUUCAUGGGCCUUGUUGGAUCACUGUCCGCCGUCUUCUGGUCCAUGGUUCUGCUGCUGAUGCUGAUCUACCUGGGCACGCUUCUGUGCGUAAUCUUGCUGGGCAAGGUGCCAGAGCUGCACCAGUACUUCGGCUCCGUCGGGUACGGGCUCUUCACGCACUUCAUGCUGGCGACGCUCGAGGCUUGGCCAGAUAUUUCCGACGACACGAUGGAGGCAACUGGAGAACCCAUGUGGGCAGUGUACUUCAUCGUUUUCGUCUGCCUGUCAAGCUUCGCCCUCAUGAAUUUGGUCACAGGAGUCAUCUGCGAAAAGUUGUUGGUAGCGGCAUCCACCUCGGAUGACGAUGAUGAUAACGAAAACCCGACAAGAAAGUUGGAGUGCUACCAGAAGGCGUGCGAGGAGGCCCGCGAGGCGCUCCGCCCGAUCUUCGUCGAGGCCGACAGAGAUGACAGCUCCUUGAUGAACUGCGAGGAGUUCUGCGCAAUGGUCGAGCUGGACACCACGAAGGCUCUGUUCAAGCAGAUGGACAUCCUCCCCGACCUGGAGGGGCGCCAGAUGUUCGAGAUCAUCGACGAAUCCAAGAAGGGGGACCUGUCGUUCGACGAGAUCGCGGAAGGCCUGCUCAGGCUGCGCGGCUCGCGCAUGCAUCCGCACUCCAUCAUGCUGCAAAGGGACAUAGUCCGCUGCAAGCAGCGCGAGCUGAAGUGCCUGGCGGACCUUCAGUCUGAAGUCGACUGCCAGAUCGAGAGUGACCUCAAGAGGGUGCACGUCGCCAUCUCGCGCGAGACGGACGAGGUUAUGCGAUUGCUGGAGGCGGCAGUCGCGCCGCCGGCGCAGGCACCGGCGCAGUCGAGCUGGGGCGAGGAGGUGGAGCGACUUGAGGCCCUCAUCGACAAGUUGGACGGGAUGCACGCCUCCGCAAAGGCCCUUGUGGCGGACGGCACGGCGGCCCCAGCGCAUGCCGUGCCGGUUGCUUGCCUCGGCACACAGACCGAGUGGGACGAGUCGCAUCAGGGCCAGGCGGCGGCGGCCGAGCCCGUCGCGACGCAUGACGUCACCACAGGCGCCCGUGAUGCCGUCUGUGUGAGCCCAGCGCCUGCCAUGCUGCACUCAGCGACACGGGCCCCGCCGUUGGGCACGACGCACUACGCGACGGCGACCACCGCGGCGACCACCGCGGCGCCCCCGAUGCACCCCGAGCAGGCGCCCGCCCUCGUCACCAACGUGGGGCCCACCGCCGUGGCGCCCCCGCCGCGCCGCGCGGAGGAAGCCUCGCUGGGCGGCGCGGGGGAGGCCCCGCCGAGCAGCCCUGCCGCAACGCCCCGGCCGAGCAGCGACGGCGCGACGGCCGCGGCGGGGUGCCGCGAAGGCGGCGACGCGGCAGCCGACUCGCUGGGCAGCGCGGCCUCGACGGAGGCCAACAAUGGUCUGGGCGAGCCCGGGGAGCACCGUGAACCGGCCGUGGCUGCGGCACUCGGAGCACCCGCCGCGCCGCGCUCGGAGUCCAGGGCGCCGUCCGGCGACGCGGCCUCGAGUCAGAGCGGUACGCUGCCGCUUCCGCCCUCCAACGCCGCCUCUCCCGCCGGCGCGAGCACUGCUGCCGCUGCCGCCAUCGCCGCCCAGGAUGGCAGCCAGGGCGGGGCAUUGCCCGCGGAGCUCAGCGGUGGCAUCGGCGCUCGAGGGGCCGCGGAGGGCGGCGCGGUCGACGCCGAGGGCGAGACGUGGGUGUGCCCCCUGUGCACCCUCGAGAACAGCACGCUGCUGCCCGCCUGCGAGGCGUGCGACGGAGCGCGCCCAGUGCCCCAGGGAGCGUAGGGGCAGAGGCCAGCGGGGGAGGAGGAGCAGGCGGAAAAGGAGCAGGAGGAGUGCCCCGCGUGCGCCCUCGAGAGCCGCGCGCUGCUGCCAGCCUGCGAGGCAUGCGACGGGCCGCGCCCGGUGUCCCAGGCAGCGUAAGGGGGCAGCGGCCGGCGGCGCCGCGCCGGCGGUCGGCCUGCGCUGCCUCGCCGCGCCGGGCUGCUGUCGGCGUCGGUCGGGCGGGGCCGACGGCAGGCACAGGAGUCAGGGCCGGCGGCAGGCACUGCGAGGGGAGGGAGGCGAAUCGAGGCCUCCUGGGUGAGCUCUGAGUAAUUUGGGUCGGAGGACUUACUCCUCGUCCUCCUCCUCCUCCUCCUCCUCCUCUGCCCCCUCCUCCUCCUCCCCCUCCUCCUCCCAGGUGGGGUCGGAGGACCGCGCCGCAUCGCCGAUGCAUCGCUGGCGCGGCUGUCUGUGGAGCCCGA